Molecule: messenger RNA, 8276 nt
Organism: Halichondria panicea
Lineage: Eukaryota; Metazoa; Porifera; Demospongiae; Suberitida; Halichondriidae
Product: ankyrin repeat domain-containing protein 36C-like
Exons: 33
Coding region: 246-7976 (2576 amino acids)
Molecular function (GO): protein binding
Source: RefSeq, a predicted model, not a curated record
CCCUUUUACCUAGGGUGGGCGUGGUCUUUUGUCAAGGUGCACGUUGGUGAGAAAAUCCAAACAAAGCUGUGAAAAAACAAGGCAUUUACUCACUGCGUCCAUGAAAUGAUCUGGGAAGCCUAACUUACACUAGCGUGAGCUAGCUUGAUACGUCCAACCCAUCCUCUGAUAGGCUCAGCCCCCUCUCUCUGGAGGGACACGCCUCCCUCGAAUCAUCAUCUGUUGACGAGGAGGACGAGGAGGAGAUGCCACUCAGGAUACCGAGGCUGCGACUGUUCCAUCGCAAGUCCAAGAGUGGCUCUGAAGCUAAGGCCAACACUGCUGAUAGUGCCAGUGUGGGCUCACUGGCUAGCCAAGACUCUUGGACCCAACAAGAGAGUGAGGCUAAUGGUGGUUAUGUGGUAAUCAAACUGAAGGAUCUCUCCAAGCUGCACAAAGCGGUGUGGAAGGAUGACCUGCCCAAGGUGACCUCUGCACUCUCCGGCCUCAAGAAGCCGAUGUAUGUGGACUACUAUGACAAGGAGGGACGGACUGCACUCCACUUUGCGUGUGCGCGUGGGCGUGUGGACAUUGUGAGGGCAGUGUGUGAUGCGGGGGCGGACCCUAACAUAACUGACAACCAAGGAGCUGCUCCUCUGCACAAGCUGAUAGAGAGUGGGUGCAGUGAUGCUGUGAGCAUUGUCCUGGCUAGUGGAGCUGACCCUAACCUAGCUGACAACCUUGGCCGCACCCCCCUCCACCUGGCUGCCAAGUGUGGAGACACUGAGGCUCUCAGACAACUCAUCAGCAAGGGAGCUAGGAUUGAUGUCAUUGAGAAGUGCGGCCUGACCCCCCUCCACAUCUCCACCCUCAAUGGCCACCAUGAAGCUGUCUCCACUCUCAUCCAACAAGGAGCCAACCUCGACUACCAGGACUCUCAGGGACGGAGUGCUCUGAUGACUGCCUGUGUUGAGGGACGAGGUCAGCUAGUGUCCCUACUCAUGGAGGGUGGGGCUAACCACACCCACAAGGACAACGAGGGACUCACUGCACACACACUAGCAAUGUCUGCACAGCAGUACCACUGUGCUGAUAUUCUGGAACCACCGCCACCUCGACCGAUAAAACAAACCUCUUUUAUCAACAACAACCUUCUCUCCUCUGUCUACGUUCCCACGGAGAUGGGGCUCGGAGGCCCAGCGACCAAUCAGAUCGCAGACGAGAGUGUGAGUGAAGAUCACUCGUCUCCACCACGCGGUGAAGAUUCGUGGGCGGCCACGGAUACUGAGGAUGAUCUCGCGUCACCACAGAACAUGGUGAAGGUCAACUUGAGAGCUGCCCUCAGUCUCAAGCUCCCCCAGACCCCCCACACUGAGACAGCAGCCCUCAGUCUCAAGCUCCCCCAGACCCCCCACACUGAGACAGCAGCCCUCAGUCUCAAGCUCCCCCAGACCCCCCACACUGAGACAGUUGUAGCUCCAUCCACGACUGGUCCCAAAGCUGUCAAUCUCGUCCUCGAAGGGUCCAAAGGUCAAAUCACACCCACCAACGACCCCGCCGCUCACUACCAACUGAGCACACAGGACGCCACGCCCCCAGAGGAUAAUGAAGCCGCACCCCCAAACAAUGACGAGGUCAGCGAUAGUUCACAAUCUAUCAACUGGGAUUCAGACGUAGAUGACAACUUUGAUCUUACCCCUAAUACGAGCCAUGUGGAAAUUCCAGAGGUCGCUGAAACCACACCCACAAUGGGCGGAGUCCCUCGUGAUAGCAGGGAGGGUAUGCUAACAGUAGAUGAGGAGAUUUCCGAGUCUGAAUCAAAUUUCAAUUCUGAGGACGAUGCUGUUGAUUUUGGAGGCUAUGUACCAAGUGAACCUGAACAAACGCCCACACGCAGUGACCUCUUGAGACGUGGCCUCUCAGACAGUGUGAUGAGUAAGGCUGUGACCCUUGAACGAACGCCCGCACGUAUUGAUCUCUCGGGCAGUGUAAGGAGUGAGGCUGUGAGGGCUGUGACCCCAGAUAGGACUGAUACUUUCAUCGUUAGUCCCCUUUCUUCGAGCCAAUUUACGUCUGAUUUCCUGUCACCUGAUAACUCUGGUCCUGUCCGUCCAAUCACGGCUGGCCGUAGACAGGAAGUGGGUGUGGUCAGUGGUGACGCCCACGAUACAUUCUCAUUGGACAGUGACGAGGAGGGAAUUGAGCGUUUGCUGCAAGAAGUGGUUAAUCUGAGCAAGCCAGCUGAAGAGACAGUUGUAGCUUCAUCCACGACUGGCCCCAAACCUGACGAUCUCGUCCUUGAAGGGUCCAAAAGUCAAACCACACCCACCAACGACCACCAACUGAGCGAGGCCAGCGAUAGUUCCCAGUCCAUCACCUGGGAUUCUGAUGUAGACAACAACUUUGACCUUCCUGAUCUUACCCCUAAUGCAAGCCACGUGGCAAUCCCAGAGGUCACUGAAACCACACCCAUCCAGUCGGCUAAGACCACACCCACAAUGGGCGGUGUCUCUCGUGGUAGCAGUAUGGAGGGUUUACUAACAGUCGAUGAGGAGAUUUCCGGAUCUAAUUAUGAUGAUAUGGACUAUGUGGAAGAUGUGGUUGACUUUGGAGGCCAUGUGCUGACCUCACCGCCCACACAUAGUGACCUCUCGUGCAGUGUGAGGAGUGAGGGUGUGAGGGAUGUGACCCCGGAUAAGAACAAUGUUGUUAGCCCCCUAUCUAAAUCUGCGGGGAUGUACGACCUGAGGCAGCCCUCAGAGGAGAUUGAGGAACAUGAUCCAACUAAUGAGUACGAUGACUCAGACUGGGAGGACCUCGAUGAGGAGGCAACAGACGACGAAAGUGAAGAUGACGAACCAACUUCAAUCUCUGCCCUCGACUCUAUGAAUGGAGCUGCCCUCUAUGACCCCGUACUCUCACCUCAGAGGUCAAAGGUCAACAAACAGUUGGAGGAAGUAAAGAAGGAAGUUGUUGAGACCACACCCACUCCCAUGGCCGAUGAUGAUGACACACAUGUUGGUGAUUAUGAGGAGAGUGAUGGGAACUUCGACAGUGACAGUGAGGAGGAUGAUCAUGACAACCUGUUGCCAGCGGAUCCCCCAUCCGUACAAUCUCCGCUCAGAGACUCCUCCCACACUUUACAAGGCUCCUCAUCAUCGUCACUACGUAACCUCCCACCCCUCACCAUCAGCUCGCGGCUAAACCCCCCUCCACUACCCCCCCUGAAGCUGGAGGGUGCUAACGAGCAGGAACAACCACUCAGCCCCCUCAAACUUGGGCCAACUACUAACGAACAGGGACACUCCCCCAAACUCAGCGAAGUGUCAAGUUUCGAAAGCGAAAUGGAAAGCGAAUGGGAGAGAGAAAAGAAGGAAAAAAGGAGUCUCUCAUUGUCCAAUCGGCUUGACUCUGGUCUAGAUACCAUGACAACCACGUCUACGGAUGAUUCGCUCAACAAAAGAGUGCCAAGUACGAGCGUUGAUUUGAAGAUAGCUAAGAACAAGAGCAGCUCCGUCGACCCUUGCAUCAGCUCCAGUGUGGACGACAAAUCAUAUUCGAUGAUUGAUUCCAUUCCGUCUGAUAAACCAAUACGACCUUUGACCUCACCUCCAUCUCGUACAAUCGGGCGUUUGUCACCUCUAAGGCUUCAUGGUGGGCGUGGCUCUUUGAGCAACACGGGGCUCAAUGUCAUACAAGUGCCGACCAUGUGGUCAGAGAAGAUGCUGAUCAAGUCAGCUCCUAGUCUAUCAGUGGAGAAAGAGGGGACCCCUGUGAUAAGGGUCGCUAACGAGCCAGUUAGUGAAGAGGCCCCUGUCGUUACAGCUGCUAACGAGGAAGUACCUCCAGCUAACAAGCCUACAAAAGAGGAAACCCCUGUGAUUACCCUCACUAACGAGGAAGCCCCUGUGAUGGCCCCCACUAACGAAGAAGCCCCUGUGAUUGCCCCCACUAACAAGAUACCUCCUCAACCAAGCAACGAGUCCAUAUCAGAAAUGCUGAGUGAAGUCAGUGAAGACAUGGACUAUGACGAUGAUGACAAGAGUGUGGACUUUUCAAACACUAACAUACCACAUGUUGAAGGAACGACACAGUUUCUAAUAGAGCCGGCUCUUGAAGCCACACCCCCUCUGAAACCACACCCCUUAACGGAGCCGACAGCUGAGGAGGAGGUCAAAUUGAAGCCCAAUAAAUUGACUGUUGCGACAUCAUUGUCUAAAACGCAUACUCCCUCGAAAACAACCCCCGGGCCAAAUAUAGAGGUACCACAAACUGUAUCACCUGAGAAAGCCACACCCACUACAAGUAGUCCCAGGGUCGCUAAAGGUCAAAGUGCAUUGGAGUUACGACCUUUAUUCGAAGAAUAUCCAAUUGAUAGCGAGGAUAACAAUAUGUCCCUAGCAACUGGCCACACCUACCAGCCGCCCCCUGGUUACCCCCUCACAGUGUCACAGCUCCAGGCUGCCCCCGGGUACACAUCCCUCAUCCCAAUGGAGAGAGUGGGCGGCAUUGUCCCAGAGCUAUCUAUGUCUGAGUUGAGUGUUUCCGGCCUUGACAACCAGAGCUCUCAAGAGAUGCUGUCCCAGUCCAGCAAGAUGUCCGAUGACCUUCCACUGAGUCACUUGUUGAGACUCAACCAAUCGCUCCGAUCCUCCCAAGGGGGUGUGGCCUCAUUGUUAGACUCCGCCCACACCAUACAGCUGGAGGAGAGCUUGAGAGGAGCCACACACGAUCUGGAGCGCUCUAAGAACGAGGCACUGGCCGGUGAGAGAAUGCGACAUCAGUUAGAGUCACAUCUGGACCACUGUCAGAAGAAGUAUAACACUGCCAUUAGCUCUAAGAUGAACCUGGAGACUGUCAAGCUGGAUCUAGAGCUACAGGUUCGUGAGCUCAAGUACCAGUUGGACCAAUCACGAGAGAGUGUUAGAUCACAUGAUAGCAUAUGUACGCAGCUACGGGAGCAGCUGGAUCGUAUGGAGUUACGUGUAUCCAAGGAGAUAGAAACACGACAGAGCACUGAGCUCAAGUGUAGGGAGAUGGAGUUAGCUCAUCGCAGUCUCCGUAUUGCCAACCAGACACUGGAGGAGGAGCUGGUGGAGAGGGAGUCACAGUUACAGGGUGAGAGAGAGGCCAAGAGUCUAGUGGAGGGGUUGUACACGGAGCAGAGUAGACUAUACGAGGCCUUGAGGGAAGAGUCUCAUAGAGUUGGUGACAUCAAGAGUCAGCUAGCCGGGAGACUGGAGCAGACUGACAAAACCAAGCAAGACCUCCAGGAUCAAGUGUCAGAACUAACCAAGACCACCACCCAGCUCACCUCACAGCUAACUUCAGAGAAAACACAGGCAGAUGAGGUCAAAGGUCAACUGGAGACAGCGAGGGCGGAGCUAGCUCUCAAGAUAGAGGGUGUGGCACGUGCUGAUGACAGCCUUGUGGAGGUGGGCGCUCAAUUUGAGGCAUCCGUUAGAGAAAUGAAUGAGAAAGCUGAUUUCCUAUCGUCUGCUCUCGACAAGGAGGCAGAGCUUCGGAGCCACGCACAGGAAGAGGCCUCGUCCCUCAAGACCAGACUAGACUCCACACUGGCUGAGCUGAGCACUGCUCAUGCACAGAGCAAGGAGAGAGAAGAAGCGCUGAGUCAGCAGAUACAAGGAUUCAAGCAAGAGAUGAUCCUCAAACAAAAAGACCUUGAUAUGUCAAGAAAUUUGCACAGUCAGCAGUCUUCCAAGACAGAAGCCCUUGAGGCUAAACUACAAGACGCUGAAAAGGAGGUUAAAGUACAGAACACCCUCCUCUUUGAGCGAGCCAAUCAGAUUGCAGCGCUGCAACGUGACGUGGAUCACGGACAGUCACGAAUGACAUCACUCGAGGAAACCGUACAAGAUCGAACAGAACGCCAUUCAUCACUCGAAUUGCGAUUAGCGGCAGCCAAUGAGAAGAUAGCGUCACUGCAAUCAGGGGGCGUGGCACUUCGUCAACAAGUUGAGUACGCUCAGCGAAGAGUGGAGGAAAAAGAACGAAACGAAGCGCUGAGUCAGCAAAGAUUCGACACUCUUUUGAGCACGCUGCGAACAGAAUAUGAAAAGUCAAAGGUCACCCUCGAGGAGCGCUGUAGCACCCUAAUUGAGAGUGUUAGUUCACUGAGGGUGGAAGUGGUUCGUAGAGAUGAGAAAAUGGCCGCCAUUGAGAGGGAGAAAGAAGAACUCAAUAAACAGAUGUCCCGAGCCAACUUGUCGUGUGCUGAUGUGCAGGAGCGACUGACCAGCACUGAGGUGUCCUACACACAGCUGGAGGCAGAAAAGAACGACUUGAAGCAGGUUGCCGAGCAACUCGAAGCCAAGAUUGGCGAGGUGACCUCUGACCUCGUUGCCAAGAUGCACGAGGCGUCACUACUGGAGGAGACCGUGGGCGGGCUGCACACUACCAUCACAGAGGCACACGAGACAACACGUGUUGCACUUGACGAAAAGCAAUCAGCCUUCGAACAAAAAUCUCAAAUCGAGGCCCAAAUCCAAGAAGCCUACAAGAAGGUGUCCAGUCUCGAAGCAGAACUGGAAUCAAACAUUAAACUCCAAAAUAGCAUGGAAUCGAAAAUUUCCCAUCUUCAAGAAAUACGCUCCACUAUGCAAACUCAUUUGUCCGAGACCCAGACGGAACUGAAUCAGACUCAAAUGGAGUUGGAAUCUGUUAAGUCAGUACGUGAUAAAGCACUGGCAGAGGCUGAGGAGGCACGCUAUUUGUGGGAGGGAGAAGUGAGGUCAAAGUCCAAACUAGGUGUCAAACUGAUGGAGAUGGAGAAGGGUCAAUCUGGCGCUAGCGGACUAGUGGAUGCUGAGAAGCGUCGCACUAAGAAAGCCCUGGAGCUAAAGAAAGGGGCUGAAUGGAAACUAGAGGUAGUGCAGAGAGAAGCCAACCAACUGACCUCCCAGGUGGCCACUGCACGCGCUCAACUCAAGCAGGCAAAGAAACGAACACAAGCACUAGAGCUGAACCAAUCCCAGGUGCCAGAGCUGAGAGCUGACUAUGAUAGAGAGACCACCAUCCUGCGCCGGGAGAUGGAUGGGCUGCAAUCGAUGGUGACCUCCACUCAGGCACAUUGCCAGAGAGAGGUGGAGAAGAGACACAGAGCAGAGCAAAGCACCAGUCAAGUCAGACACGAGCUGGAGGAGCUAAGGACCCAGCUGACCCUCGGCAAGUCAGAGAGCCAAUCAAAACGCAAAGAGUUGCUCAAAUCAGAGAGCAAAAACCAUCGACUAAAAGAAGAAUUGAGAGCUCUACAAAAUCAUGUGACCAGUCAAAUGGUCAGCAAAGCAGAGCUUGAGAAAUAUAAGAAAGUGGUGGAGGAAAAGGCCCACCGUGAGCUUAGCCAUAAGCUAGAGGAGGUGAAUCGUCACCUGGAGCAACAGUCACAGGCACAGGACACUCUCGUCCGACUCAGACUGAGCUCAGAGAAUGAUCAGAGGGACAAGCUUGACAGGUCUGCUAAUGAAAUGCAGUUUCAGUUGGGGAAAGUCGAGUCAGACAAGCAGAUAGCUGUGUCCGAGGCAGGGAGAUAUAAGGAACUAUAUCAAACAGAGCUCACAAAAUCAGCUAACCUCGGCUCGCUGCUUCAAAGAGCCAAGGACACCAGUGUCGACUACCAGAACAAGCUGAGCUUGGAAAGACACAGAACUCAGAAGUUAAUGGAUGCCACGGUCGUGGGUAGCCUCACACCUCCACUCCUCACACGCUACACAGAGCCACACCCACACAGCUCCACUCCUCACAGGCUCACACCCCCACUCUCCGCAAACAUUGAUUUGUCACCAACCAACAGUCUCCUCAGUACAGUGAGGUCAAAGCUGGACGAGUCCAUAGCCCGCCAUAAAAACAGAGUACUCCCUACUACUACUAUCGGCACGGCAACCCGAAGCACUUAUACGCCCCGUAAAACAUCCCUGGAUAGCCUUCCCUUAUCAAAACAGGCUCACCUGGAUGCCAUCAAAAGACAUUACCGGAUUUGAACUUUUGAAACAAUUUGAACUGAAUUUACGAAACCCGAACAAAUAAUUACGAUCAUGUAAUACAUACUUGUUUCUAAUUGCGACAAGAUUCCGUUCAUUUUAACAUCAUGUUUGUCACUUUGUCUAUCCUCUGGUCAGCCCAUGUGUCCUCACAUGUCCUCACCAUGCAUUACUACUAGCUAGCAGCAUUGUCACUUUUAGCAUUAUCACAAUGGUAGUCAUCAGUGUCUUGUGUACGUAGCUACCGGACAUUUUCACCCCAUCCUUCCAUGUUCAUUAUGAAUGAAUUAUAAAUGUUGG